Penicillium maclennaniae is the source of this 1155-nucleotide messenger RNA. Its product is annotated as NAD(P)-dependent alcohol dehydrogenase. The coding region runs from base 1 to 1155 and encodes 384 amino acids. NCBI's taxonomy places the organism in Eukaryota, Fungi, Ascomycota, Eurotiomycetes, Eurotiales, Aspergillaceae. The transcript has 3 exons. Gene Ontology annotation, molecular function: zinc ion binding; oxidoreductase activity. The record is from RefSeq and is a predicted model, not a curated record.
AUGAUUCCCGAGACACAGAUCCCAACAAAGGCCUUUGUGGUCGAAGCGCCUAACGCCCCUUUCGUCCUUCAGGAUGUUAUUCUAGACGAAGUGCGGGAUAACGAGGUUCUCGUUGAAAUGAAAUACACUGGUCUGUGUCACACGGAUAUUGUGGUGCAACAAGGUGCCAUGCCCGUUGGAGAUUAUCCAGCAGUCUUAGGACAUGAAGGUGCAGGUAUUGUGCGCCGGGUUGGCAGGGCGGUCAAAGAUAAAACCCUGAAAGACGGAGACCAGGUCUUCCUGAGCUUUACCACUUGCGAUAGUUGCAACCCCUGCAGAGAUGGGCGCAAAGGAUUCUGCAGUGAUUUCACCAAUAUCAACUUCGCGGGUGUGCGUGGCAUUUCUGCUACCGAAUCGCCUAUUUCGACAACAGCAGGCAAGCCUGUUCGAGGACAAUUCUUCGGUCAGUCUUCGAUGAGCAAAUUGGCCAUCGUGAACGAAGCUUCUGUUGUCAAGAGCAACUAUAACUUUAGCGACUCGGACUUUGCUGCACUUUCUCCGUUAGGGUGUGGGUAUCUCACAGGUGCUGGCACCGUCUUGAACGUUCUGAAGCCAAAACCCAAUUCCCGCUUCGUGGUUCUUGGAAUGGGCGCUGUCGGACUGGCGGCUAUGAUGGCUGCCCGAGCCUUAGGCGUUGAGACUGUAGUCGCUGUUGAUAUUGUCGACUCAAAACUCGAGCUGGCUACUUCUCUUGGAGCUACACACACGCUCAACACGAAGCGUGUUACCAAUCUUGCAGAGGGUUUGAAAGAGCUGUUCCCUGAAGGUGUCGAUAACAUCCUUGAUACUACUGGCGUUGUCCCUUUGCUUCAGGCAUCUAUUGCAGCUCUAGGUCAUGAGGGAACUCUAGUCUUUGUGGGCGUUGCUCCGGCCACCGGUACACUUACCAUUAAUCCACUGGAAAUCAUGCUUAGCUGCAAGCGGAUAAUUGGAGCGAUUGAGGGAUGCUCGGAUCCAGCUAAACUUCUGCCUCAGCUGCUCGAAUGGUACAAGCAGGGCAAGUUUCCAGUUGACAAGCUAGCUGAGGUCUACAGUGUAGACUCGCUGGAUCAAGCGUUGGAGGACUUGAAAGCCGGCAAGAUUAUCAAGCCGAUCCUUAAAUGGGGAGAUAUUUAG